CACCACCAGCAAGCAAGCUUAACUCUGCAUCACAGACUGACUGACUCCAUGGGCAGAAUUCCCAACGACAGACUACGAAUCGCCCAAUCUCCGCCAGAGAUGCACAGUACGCAGCCAGCUCCCUCGCGGCGCUCGACAUCUCCGAGCUCCACACAUUCACAGAACUUCAGCAACACUUACAUCCAGCGAUCACGACCGUAUCUGACGGAUCAGCAGAUCGAAGAACGCUCACGAAGGGACUCGCAGACGGAGGCAAAAGAAACUAGCACACGGCUAAAUGCCUGCGCCUGGAUCAUGCAACUUGGUCAUGCCCUACAGUUUCCCAUUCGAACAAUGGCUACAGCUAUGAUACUGUACCAUCGGUCGCGGUUAUUUUCCCGGAAUCCCUACUCUGAGCAGCAGUACGUGGAUGUAGCGGUGGCAGCGCUCUUCGUGGCAUGCAAAAUCGAGGACACGUUGAAGAAGUCGAGGGAGAUACUCGCUACAAGUUAUAAUAUGCGGCAUCCGCAGCAUGAGCCGAUUAAUUCUGAUUCCUCGAUUUUGGACGAGACGGUAAAGCGCAUCAUCGGGAUUGAGCGCGUUAUUCUUGAGUCCUCAUCUUUUGACUUCCGAUACAGACACGCUCAGCCGUUCCUCAUCAAGUUUGCGAAGAAGUUUGGAUGCUCGAAGGCACUCACGCAGUUGGCAUGGGAUAUAUCCGUGGAUGUGUACAAGACACUCUCGCCGCUGAAGGCCACUCCGCAUGUCCUUGCACUCGCCUCGUUGGAUCUUGCGAUGAGGCUGGAGGAUCAGAGGGUCGAGAUUGAGUACGAGAAGUUUGAAGCUAGUCGGGAGGUUGUGCUCUCCGUAAUCGAUGACCUCCUGGAGCUAUACACUAGCCACAAGAUCCAAACUAUCGUCGGAUUGAAUUACGAUAGCAAUGUCUACCUCACCCAGCGUAUCCAGCUGAACAAAGAGCGAACACCCUACACAAAUGGCCACUCAAGCCAGAACGGAACAAGCUCCAAUAGCAGCAGCCACCAAAACAAUCACAGCAACAACAAUCACUACAUCCACCCAAGCCGAGACUUCCUAAAUACCUCCCCAGCAGAGUCCAUCCCACCCACCGUCGUACCCACCGAGCGUGGAACCUAUGGCACCAUCCGUUUCAUGAUCGACCCUGCAAGAGAAAGGACCGAGAAGGAACAAAUGAAUGACUCGGGUAGAUCCAAAGAGUUUGCAUCACCAAAUGGAGUGGUUGUUAGUCCUUGGAGUGGGAGAUCUUAGAAAAGAUGAAAAAAUAAAAAAUAAAAAAUAUUUUUUGUUAAAAACAAAAGGAAAGGAAUGAUAAAAAAAAAUUAAAUUCACACCCUUCUUCUCA
Messenger RNA from Tuber melanosporum (Perigord truffle), 1360 nucleotides. RefSeq lists its product as uncharacterized. NCBI's taxonomy places the organism in Eukaryota, Fungi, Ascomycota, Pezizomycetes, Pezizales, Tuberaceae. The coding region runs from base 49 to 1266 and encodes 405 amino acids. The transcript is spliced from 5 exons. Gene Ontology annotation, biological process: regulation of transcription by RNA polymerase II; positive regulation of DNA-templated transcription, elongation. Gene Ontology annotation, cellular component: nucleus; cyclin/CDK positive transcription elongation factor complex. The record is from RefSeq and is a predicted model, not a curated record. Gene Ontology annotation, molecular function: cyclin-dependent protein serine/threonine kinase activator activity.